ACAGAUGGGAGGAAAAUAUUGAUUCGCUACUGGCAUACAUCAAUUCUUCUGACAAGAAAUCAAAAGGAGUAACAUACGGGAACAACAAUGCUCUUGGACACAUGGCCUCUAGUUUAACAAAGUCUUCAGUUAGUCAAGAACUGGAAAGAAAAAAAGAUAAAGUAUCCUCAAGGGAUGUGAAGAAUGUGCAGAACCUUAAAAAUAUUACAAAUAUUAAAAAAAACAGCAAAUUUAAUAACCCUUGCAAUUUUUCUAGAAGUGAGGAUGAUGAUCACUUAGAAAAUGAUAAUGAACAAAAUGAGACUUCGAGGAAAUGCAGUUUUUUCAAUAAUCCAUUUAACGAUUUCGUUUUGGAAAGAAUAACAAAAACUAAAAGUUUGGAUAGUACUUCCUCGGGUGUUGAAAUAAAUUGUUUUGAUUAUGAAAACCAAGAAAAGAUUAAGACCAUUGGACCUAAAUCUGAUGUAAUAAAUAGCAGUAGUUCCUCUGAGCCAGUAUUUUUUCAUAGCUGCCCUUCAUCUGGUUUUGUUAAGGAUUUUUAUUCAUUUUCGGAAGUGAGUCAUGAGUCUGUGGAAGAGACAGAGUUUCGUGUCGUGGUGAAGAAGAAACAUAAGAAACAUUUGCCAACAAAAUCUUUGGAUGGUUUCCGUAGACACAUUCAUACCGUUGGAGCAGGUAAAUACUACCCUGAUAAACCCACUAAUCACAAUUCUUGCAAUGAACUCAUGUUGUUAAAUCUGUCACACCGUGGUCAGAGAGGAAGGCAGGAUUCUUCCCGCCGAAAAUCAACUAGCAGUGUUCCUCCUUCGGAACAUUCGUCAGCAGAAAACUCUGAUCUGGACAGUGUCCACUCUCUGCCUGUAUGUAGUUCUGCCCCGCUACAAACAUCGAUUCAUCCUCAUACCACGCCUUCUUCUUGUUCAUCUACUUCGCAAGCUUCCUAUGCAGAUAUUACACGUAUGUCAGUGAUUUCUUCGGGGGAAAAAGUGAAGUCCUCCAAUAAUAACCUGAACAAUAGAUUGAUUGAAAGUGACCCAAAUGCAUUAUUUUGUCUACCACCUCCAGAUCAAAACUUUGGUUUGGAAUUUGGUAUAGAGUGUAAUCUUGUAGAGAGUAAUUCGGUUAAAGAUAAUCAAUCAGGUGGCAUUACUGAUCAUGUGAGUAACUCAUCAAACAGAGAUCCACGGGUUCAGUUGUCUUCAAUCUCUAAUACAGACCUUGUUAUAAAGAACUUUAAACCACUAGUAGAAGUGGAAAACCAAAACUUUGGUAUUCCUACAGCUCCUGUAUCGGUGCCAGUAUGCUCUACAAGAACUAAUGAAAUUAUAAUCUCCAACCAGGUUAGACCUCCCGAAAAGCACAUUUACAUGCCUAGCAAACGGAACUGUGUAUUUCAAGAGUUUCCGAAAGAAAGAGAGAAAUUAGUUGGAGUUACCACAGAAUUUGACCCCGAAUGUCCACCUGUUAUUAUUAUGGAUAAUUAUGUUCCUGGUGAACAUGUGUGUGAUCUGACCUUUGGUUUUGAGGUCAAUGAACAGUUGCUUCGUAUGAGCCUUGGGGAAGAUUAUGUCAGGGUGGUGACCAGUCUUGGUUCCCAUCUGCAAAUCUCUCCUGAUAUCUACUCAGCAGAACCAAAUAACGAUAAAUGUGCUACAUCCAACUGCAUCAUUAAAUCUCCCACAGGAAACACCGAGUCUUCCGAUGUUGUUCAACCUUGUCCUUAUGAUGGAGUUGUCACUCUAUCAGGUCGUUACAUACAAUGGCGAGACUCUCCAGUAAAUAUUGAUACAUUUAAUUAUGACCGUAUUGUCCAUUUUUUUGGAUCGAGUUGGGAGAAAGUAUUGAAUGAUUACAAUAAAGGUUGUUCCGAGAAUUCAACUUCAAAUGUAGGAAGGGUGAGAUACUACACAGAACUGGUCGACACAAGUGUUGAGGUAAAAGUACCAGUAUCUCCCAACAACAAAUAGAAAGAAAUCCGAAGAAAAAUAUCUUGUUGCUGCAAGAACAGGCUGCUGUUUCAAUUAAAUGUUGCUUCUAAUAUGUUGGUAAAUGACGACUAGCCAGAGUAACGAAUUUUCAGUGUCCUAGCUUUGAGAAUUUGUUACAUCAUAUUGCUCUUUUGUCACUAAGUCAAGAAUAUAUAAAAUCUCAAGUGCUCUUUUACAUUGAACAUCCAUUUGUGCUAAACAUUGUCUUCAACUUCUAUGGAGCUUUCUUGGCUGAUUAUAACUGUUCAUUUUCAACUGCCACCAUUUUUGUGUUUGCAGAUCAUGACAAUGAAGUGGUGGUUUUGGUGACAGAACCGUCGUAGUUCUGGGAAAAUAUUUCAGUGUAAUAAAAGGUUGAAUUUAAUGCUGUGAUUGUAGAUUUGUGCUAAUACAGAACUCUCGGUGGUCUGUCGUUUAUAGCUUUUGAGUCAGAUGAACUGAGGAAGCGGUGGUUGACCUGCCAGUUAAUAUGCACACUUAGUAUUAACCUUGUAAUUUUUUUAUUCUGUUCUUUCCAAGUGUCCAUAGAUUUGUUUAGCUGUUCUUUUUUAGCACUGGACUGAAGAUGAAAAAGCCAGUUUUACAUGCUGCAGUUAAGAAAAUGACAUGGCAUGUGGAGUUACAGACAAUAUAAUUCAAACACUAGCUGCAUUUGCAGUUAACACUCGUUAUUGGAUGCAUUAAAUGUGUGUAAAUUUGAGAGGGGCAAAUAAUUUAAUGAAAUUAUAGUGAAAAGAAAAUACAUAAAAAAAAAUUAUAUUAAUUGUGUAGUGUUUCUCGGACAAGAAACCGAACUGUUGCCCAGUGAAGAAUUGAAAUGGAUGGUGAUUAGUGAUACAUUUGGUAUACUUCCAUACUCUUGCAUCUGUAAAAUGUAAUGUUAGCAUUUUGACCAUGUGCAAUUGUGUCCAUAGCAUUGUGGACUUCACAACUAAUGUACUUUUGUCUCUGGCCAUCUAGAAAAGCAUUCAUAAAACGUUCAUCCAUUUAUGUAGAUUCAUUGCUGUUUGUUUUCCUCAGAUUAUUAAGUCGAAGUUGUUUGCUCACUUGUUUUUAUUUGUGUUUUAGCUCAAAAAAAAAAAGAAUAUAUAUAUAUUUUUUUUUUCAUCAGGUGACAUGGUUAUUUAUUUUUUAAAUAUAUUUGGUCUUGGUUUAUUUAAACUUGUGUACAAGUUGUUAGAAAGGAAGUAAAUGUAUACAACUUCCAGCAUAUUCAGACAAAACUAUUUAAAAGUGAACUUCUGCGUACAGUGAAAUCCCACAAUUUUCUUUGGGGGAAAAAAAAAAAUUAACUCAACUACAAUUGAAGUUAGUGAUAAACAGGGAAAGAGACUGAUGAAGAAAAUUUUAUUAUUAACUAACUCUUGUACUCAGUUUUCCUUCUUUUAUUUAUUUAUUAAACAAUUUUAAGUUUUUCUUGAAAACUACCAUAGAUUCAUUUCUGCAGUUAGCUGUCGGGGGGCCCAAUAAUAGAAAACCGUGUACAUACCUGUUGCGAAUGAAAAGAAAAUGGGACAUUUUGUCAGUAAUGGUUAGAUGCAGAUUCGUGUGCACUAAUAUUACUGUUGUUUCAGCAACUUUAUUUUGACCAAAGGUAGAACAAGACACUUUUUCCUAGUUGUGCCGUUUAUGUAGUCUAUAACAUUAUAUAUUUUCCCUUGUAAGCCACAUUACUUCGCAUCGGAGAUGAGAAAAUAAUUUGAUGGUUAUGAUACUUCUUAUGAAGGUACAGUUAUUUUGGUGAUGAACCUAAAAUCUUUGCUGCAAUAUUUUAAGAAAUAAAAAUUAUUUGUUUCAGCGAAACAUCUUAUUAUCAAUUGUUUUUCUUAAUAAGCUCUUA
Messenger RNA from Limulus polyphemus (Atlantic horseshoe crab), 3828 nucleotides. RefSeq lists its product as uncharacterized. The record is from RefSeq and is a predicted model, not a curated record. The transcript has 3 exons. NCBI's taxonomy places the organism in Eukaryota, Metazoa, Arthropoda, Merostomata, Xiphosura, Limulidae. The coding region runs from base 102 to 1967 and encodes 621 amino acids.